Gossypium raimondii (Peruvian cotton) is the source of this 986-nucleotide messenger RNA. RefSeq names its product protein NIM1-INTERACTING 1. NCBI's taxonomy places the organism in Eukaryota, Viridiplantae, Streptophyta, Magnoliopsida, Malvales, Malvaceae. The coding region runs from base 130 to 492 and encodes 120 amino acids. The transcript has a single exon. The record is from RefSeq and is a predicted model, not a curated record. Gene Ontology annotation, biological process: regulation of systemic acquired resistance.
CGCUCAACUUUGAAGAAAUCAGCAACGAGCAACCACCGCAAGGAAAACGAGUACCUUAUUUUAUUUUUCUGAAAAGAAGCAGCAGCAGCAGCAGCAGCUCUGUUUCAAUUUCAUACCCUGUUUUCUUGUAUGGAAAGAGAGAAAAGUAAAGCUUACAUUAACGGCGAAGAUGAAGAACAAGAAGAUGAGAAGAUGGAGGAGUUCUUUGCCUUAAUAAGGAAUUUUAAAGAGGCACGUGAUAGAAGAAGAAAUGAGCUGAAACAAAUGGAGACGAAGACGAUGAAGGGGGAAAACAAGGUAAGGAGGCUAAACAACAAUGAGCAACCGAGUUGGGUUCCGAGUUUUGAAUGGGCUGAUUUUAAUGAAGAAAUCGAGUUUCGAAAACCGCCUAUUAUUUACCCAACACCAAACAACGGCGACGAUGACAAUAAGAAAAAACAGCAACAACAUGAUGAGGAAGACGAUGGUUUAGAUCUUAAGCUCACCCUUUAGCCUUUUUUUUUUUUUGGUUUAAAACAAUGUUAAUUACUAAGUAUUUUUAAUGGAAUUAAAUUUAGGUUUUCGUUAUUCAUGUUUUGAUGUCUGGGAUUUUAAAAUCUGGUAUUUGGUUUCAUCGACGAAGAAAAAGGGCUUGGUUUCUAUGAGUGGAAAUAUGGUCCCCGUAAAAUCGUUUUCGGUUCGAUUCGGUUUUAUAAAGUAAGAUAAAAAGCGUUGGUUCGGUUCGGUUUUAAUUUGGGUGGGUAUUUGGUUUCAUCGACGAAGAAAAAGGGCUUGGUUUCUAUGAGUGGAAAUAUGGUCCCCGUAAAAUCGUUUUCGGUUCGAUUCGGUUUUAUAAAGUAAGAUAAAAAGCGUUGGUUCGGUUCGGUUUUAAUUUGGGUGGGAAAUAUUUCCUCCGCAAGGAUAGGACCCCUAAUGUGUGCAGAUUUUUUUUCAUCUGUUUAGGGUUAAUUUAUCAAAAUUGAUAUUAUAAUUUUAUUUCAUUUUAA